This is a messenger RNA of Penicillium chermesinum, 216 nucleotides long. RefSeq lists its product as uncharacterized. The transcript has a single exon. Lineage: Eukaryota; Fungi; Ascomycota; Eurotiomycetes; Eurotiales; Aspergillaceae. Bases 1 to 216 code for a protein of 71 amino acids. The record is from RefSeq and is a predicted model, not a curated record.
AUGGCUAGUCCCACCUGGGCAAGGGCGCUAGCCUGGGUGCCAGUCAAGCUGCCACUAUGCUGGAAUCCGCGCCCCGUCAGUCAAUCACAUCCCUGCCCAUUCGCGGGUAUGUGCGAAUGGGAGCCCCGUACUCUGGCCUCCUCUGGUGGCCCCAUUAGCCCGGGUCGAGGACCUAUUCCCGAAAUGGUCUCCUCGGGGAGCCUACAGAGGGGCUGA